This is a messenger RNA of Phanerochaete carnosa HHB-10118-sp, 1340 nucleotides long. RefSeq lists its product as uncharacterized. The record is from RefSeq and is a predicted model, not a curated record. The transcript is spliced from 8 exons. Gene Ontology annotation, cellular component: endoplasmic reticulum membrane. Lineage: Eukaryota; Fungi; Basidiomycota; Agaricomycetes; Polyporales; Phanerochaetaceae. The coding region runs from base 1 to 888 and encodes 295 amino acids. Gene Ontology annotation, biological process: fatty acid elongation, polyunsaturated fatty acid; fatty acid elongation, monounsaturated fatty acid; sphingolipid biosynthetic process. Gene Ontology annotation, molecular function: fatty acid elongase activity.
AUGGCGCCCCUCGCGGAUUUUAUCCUUGCUCAUAUCCCGUUGCCCUCCGUUCCUCACUACCUCACGAGCUAUGUUAACGGUAAAACUCCCCUCUCCAGCAUGCAAGAGGUCGGCCCCGCCCUUGUUGCCUACCUCGUCAUCGUCUUCAGCACCCAGCAGUUCAUGAAGGACAGGCCUGCCUACAGGCUGCGAAUUCCAUUCCAGAUACAUAAUAUGUUCCUCAGCAGUGGCAGCUUGCUUCUAAUGUCCCUGAUCCUCGAGGAGGUCAUCCCGAUGGUUUGGAAGAACGGCCCGUUCUGGGGCAUGUGUUCGACGAACAUGUGGACAAAUCGUCUUGAAUUCUACUAUAUCAUCAACUAUUACUUCAAGUACCUCGAACUCAUCGACACCCUGUUCCUCGCCCUGAAAAAGAAGCCAUUAGCUUUCCUGCAUGUCUUCCACCACUCCGCGACUGCUCUCUUGUGCUAUACGCAGCUCAAUGGCCGCACUAGUGUGCAAUGGCUCCCUAUAUCGAUUAACCUAUGCGUCCACGUAUUGAUGUACUAUUACUACUAUGCAACUGCUGGUGGUGCCAAGAUCUGGUGGAAGAAGUACCUGACUACCAUGCAGAUUGUACAAUUCGUCAUCGACCUGUUUGCCGUGUACUUUGCUACCUACAACUACUACGCCGCGAACUACUUCCCCAACCUCCCCAACUUUGGUAGUUGUGCUGGAACGGAAAGUGCUGCGAUCUUCGGCUGUGUUCUACUCUCCAGCUAUCUUGUGCUCUUCAUCAACUUCUACAUUCAGACAUACAAGAAGGUUCCGGCUGGCAAGAGCAAGGGAAAGCCUAUCGCAAAUGGAAAGGCAAACGGUGUCGCGAACGGCCAUGGGCACAAGACUGAGUAAGGAUAUCAAUGAACCGCGACCACGACAAGGAGAAAGAGUGAAGCGAGCUGGAUCAAUUGGCACCGACGUUCAGGACGCGCGUCACUCUAUGAUACCCCCCAAAAUUCCUGUUUAAUUCUCCUUUGCCCUUCUCGUCCAGGGAACCAAUUUCGUUUGUUCGUAACAUGUUUCCUACUAUUCGUCGCUGUGCAUAAUUAGGGAACCUAGCGUCAACUUGCUUUGCUUCUAUGACGCUGGACCGAUUUUUUUUGGUUAUUACGAGGCAUGAAUAGACGACACGCAUACGACGAGCCAUUCAUAUUUUUCGCCCGCCGUGCGUUGAGGGUAUGCCGGCUAGUAGCCAAGUCUUGGCCUCAAUCAUUCUAUCAGAAUUCUGAACCCAGCGCUAUGCACGUCGAGAAUCUUGAGUUAAUCAAAUCGAUAGUAGUAGCAUAUGUUCUAUGCCGAGCUGA